GUAGACCUAAGGAAAGAAGAGAGCAAAUCCUCAAGUUAAUCUCAUGGUGAAAAUACUCAACCUCGCUUUGUUCGUUCAAAGUCUGACAGCCUCUCUUCAGAUGGUGUUAAGCAAAGAAAUCCAGCUCGGCGUGUUGUUGCCAAUGACGGGCCGAUGGCCAAUUGGAACACGUACAGCUGCAGCCGUUCCCAUGGCAAUAUCUGCCAUCAUGAACGAUUCCAGCCUUUUACCUGGAUACAACAUCUCGUUCAGGAUUGAAGAUAGCUCGUGCGAACCUGAGCAGGGCUUGCGAGCAAUUGUGGGAUUUCAAUCAGUUGAUGUCUUCAUUGGACCUGCGUGCUCCGUUGUCGCCGAACCAGCAGCUCUUCUCGCCAAGAUAUGGAAGAAACCCAUCAUCACAUACGCCGCUUCUUCCAAUAAGUUCAUCGACAAAAACGUUUACAGUACACUCGCCACCAUUACGGCUUACGCAAGACGCAGCGAAAGAUAUACACCGGGGUUUGUUCUUCAGAUUCUAAAGGCGUUUAAAUGGACAAUUCUUGCCAUUUUGAGCUCGUCUGAGGUUGAAUGGAAGACCAUGGCUGGUAAGAUACGAAGUGUGGUAGAAAGCGAUUCAAUAAAGGUUUCGUUGUUCGAAACUUACGAUAAUAAGAGCCCAGAGUUUGAAACAGUUUUGACGAAAGGGAAAGAUGUGACACGAGUUUUUCUUAUACUAUGUUAUAUCAACGAAGUUGUAUCCAUCAUGGAAACCGCUGAACGUUUGGGUAUGACGAAUGGAGAAUACGCCUUUAUAACAUUAGACCUAAAUACAGACGUGUUUUACAAAAACGGCAAGUGGACUGGAAACGAGGGAUGGGGCUCCAAGUUUCCAAAUAUAUUGAACGGCAUUAUUGAUCUCAGUGUUUAUCGACCUGAGAUAUCCAUGGAGUUCAAAAAGAAAUAUAGGGACAUGGAAAAUAAACUGGAAGCUUCCAUCAAAGCAAAGCUAUAUAACGAGACCUCUUGGUACGCAUCCUUCGUACAUGAUUCCGUCCAUCUUUACUGUUUGGCUGUGAACGACACAAUAUCACGUGGGUAUGAAAUCACCAACACUUCAGAAGUUCUCAUGAACAUGUUCAACAGACGUUUCCAAGGAGAAUCUGGUCACAUUUUUAUGGAAAAUGGAACCCGAAUACCAGAGUUUGUCGUUGGAAAUUUUCGGAAUGGCUCGUACAAGUUCGUCGGCGACAAAACUGAUCUACUGCAAAAUGGCACAGGGUCAGUGUAUCAUGAAAUACGGCUUCUUCAUCAGCCCGACAUACGAUGGCCAGGUGGAUCAAGCACAGUUCCUGUUAGUAAUCCAGUCUGCGGUUUCACCGGAAAGGAUUGUCACCAGGAAGAGGAGGACGCAGACCAUCUCAGCAUUGUCCUUGGAGUAUUAGGAGGAUUUCUUCUGCUAACAUCAAUCCUUGUUGUCUUGAUAUAUGCUAAAAGGCGAACAGAUGAACGAGAAGAUGUUUGCAAAAAGUGGAUCAUAAACUAUAAGGAUAUAACUCCAUCGGAUGAUCACGACGAUAACUACAUGAUGCACUGCAGCUUCAAUCAGCUCAACUGUCAAGGAUCAACAACAAGCAUUCUCCCCGCGUCUUCUUCUGCCCUGGGACUUGUGAAUGGUUGUCUAUAUCAACAAAGAAAGAUUUCUAAAGGAAUUUUUCGGGGCAAGGUGGUGUUGAUAAAGUUGGCUCGAGAAGGAACAUCUCAUCUCACGGAAAGUAUGAAAGCAGAAAUAAGACAGGCUUGUGAGAUUCGACAUGUCAACCUUAAUCCGUACGUAGGCCUGUGCGCUGAGUUCCCGGAUGUUUAUAUCGUAUCUGAAUAUUGUGCUAAAGGAAGCUUACAGGACAUUUUACGGAAUGAUGAUUUUAAGCUGGACUGGACGUUCAGGAUGUCAUUUGCCCUAGACAUUGCUCGGGGAAUGGAAGAAUUACACAAGACGUCGAUAGGCUGCCAUAGUAACUUAAAGUCCACUAACGUAUUGGUUGACAGCUACUGGAUUUGUAAGGUGGCUGACUACGGUCUACAAAGCUUUCAAGAAAACAGAUUGCACACAGAGGAGACCUUACGAGCACAAACUGCUCUUUUUUGGACUGCACCGGAGCGUCUGCGCACAAACACUAGCAAUACAUCACCAGGGGACGUGUACAGUUAUGGCAUCAUUUUGCAGGAAAUUGCACUCAGAGAGAAACCAUUUUCCACAUCUCUUCUUAGCCCAAAGGAAAUUUUAUACUACGUACGGAAGGGCAUCACGCCACAUUGUCGGCCUCAAGUCCCUCCAGACAGCGCUCCGGCUUCGUACAUGGACCUUAUGAAAAUGUGCUGGGAUGAGCGGCCUGAAAGAAGACCCACUUUUUGUGGUGUCCUUAAAAUUCUUAAGAGAAUCAACAAUGGAAAGACAACCAGCGUCGUUGACAAUAUGUUGUCCAUGAUGGAAAAGUACACAAACAACUUGGAGGCCAUUGUAAAUGAACGGACGAAACAACUACAGAGUGAGAAAACCAAAACAGACGAGCUUCUUCACAAGAUGCUUCCGAGGAGCAUUGCAGAUCAUCUCAAAGCAGGAAUUGAAGUGAAAGCUGAACAUUACGAUAGCGUCACCGUAUUUUACAGUGAUAUUGUCGAGUUCUCGAACAUAACGUCGCACAGCUCCCCAAUACAGGUAAUAACUCUUCUUAACGACCUGCACUCUCUUUAUGACACAGUGAUGACACGAUACGAUGUUUACAAGGUAGAGACAAGCAGCGACUCGUGUAUGGUUGUGUCUGGGCUUCCAGAGAGGAAUGGAAAUAAACAUGCUGGUGAAAUAGCUAGUAUGGCAUUACGCCUUGUUGCAUACCUUAAGACCUUCAAGAUCAGUCAUAUGCAAGGCACAACGCUACAAUUUAGAAUUGGAAUUCAUACUGGCCCUUGUGUUGCAGGAGUUGUGGGUCUUAAGAAGCCUCGUUUCGACAUAUUUGGCGAAUCAGUUGACAUCACAAGACAGAUGGAGGAAACUGGAACUGCUCAAAGAAUUCACGUUAGUUCCAUGUGCAAGUCUGUCCUGGAUGAGUUGGGUGGUUUUAGCGUGGAAGAGAGGGGCCUUAUUAACAUCAAGGGACUCGGUGAAACGAUGACAUACUAUCUGACGGGAAAAGUUGUCGAAGUCGCCAGGACGCCCAGUCUACAGUAAUAUAUAUAAUCUUUAACCUCUUCAUUGCUAACUCGGAAAGUUCAAUAACAUUUUUCAACUUGAAAGCAAGUUGAACAUUCGAAGGGAAAUUCCAUAUCUACGCUCGCCCAUGUAUGAUUCUCUGUUCAAUUUGGUUGGUUUAGCAAGAAGUGCUCGCGUUUUUGGGUGGAUGCUUAAAUUGUUGUACAAAUCUUUACUACUUCAAGAUUAGCAUAUUUUAAAUAAGAUUUCUGGUUUCAUCAGUUGACCUUAGACCGGGUUCUUAACACUGAUGCUGAAAGUUUAGUGGGACGCUUGUCUUCAAACAAGCGAGAAACGCCGGAAAUAAAUUAAACCAUUCUUUUCAAA
This is a messenger RNA of Pocillopora damicornis (cauliflower coral), 3553 nucleotides long. RefSeq names its product atrial natriuretic peptide receptor 2. The record is from RefSeq and is a predicted model, not a curated record. Gene Ontology annotation, molecular function: peptide receptor activity; protein kinase activity; guanylate cyclase activity. Gene Ontology annotation, biological process: protein phosphorylation; receptor guanylyl cyclase signaling pathway; cGMP biosynthetic process. Gene Ontology annotation, cellular component: plasma membrane. NCBI's taxonomy places the organism in Eukaryota, Metazoa, Cnidaria, Anthozoa, Scleractinia, Pocilloporidae.